AUGUCUGAUACAGCUAUUCACGAAUUCAAGGCACAAAUCCCCCAAGAGGAGGUUGACCGACUGUACCGGAAAUUAAAGGAUACACGGCUUCCAUCCCGUGAGAUUGUGCCUGGCGCGGGGGACAAAUACGGUCCUUCAUACGAAUGGGCAAAGAAUCUCUACGAUAAGUGGACCAAUGAUUUUAACUGGUCAAAGAUCCAAGAUGAGAUCAAUGAAUACCCUCACUACCUGACCACGAUCGAGAAUGUCAAGAUCCACUUUCUCCACGCCCGCGCUGAUAGGCCUGAUGCCAUACCCAUUCUUCUCAUUCACGGAUGGCCUGGGUCUUUCUACGAAUUCAGCCGAGUAUGGGGACCUCUGUCACACCCAGAAGAUCCCAAUAACCAGGCAUUCAACGUCGUUGUUCCUAGCCUGCCGGGAUUCUGCUGGUCUGACUGGCCUCCCCGUGCGGGUUGGACUCUGCAGGACACUGCCGGUUUGUUCGAUCAAUUGAUGAAAAGACUCGGGUAUAACCAAUAUAUGGUUCAAUGUGGUGACUGGGGAAGUUUCGUGGGCCGUGAGCUAGGCUCGCAUUACACUGAUUCAUGCAAAUUGGUUCACUUCAAUUUCUGCCCCAGCGCUCUCCCUGAGGGCCACGUGCGAACGACCCGUGAACAGGGUGUUGCUUCUCGGGUAGACGACUGGCUGGAAAACCAUCUGGGAUAUGCUAUCUGCAUGCGAACAAGGCCACAAACAAUAGGUAUCGCGUUGAACGACAACCCAAUGGGUAUUUUGAUGUGGGUAGGUGAGAAGUAUAACGAGGCCGCCGAUCCUGAGAAGCAGAAACAGCCCUCUUGGAGCGAUAUCAUCCUCACCACCGCUACGUUGUAUUAUUUCACCGACUGCAUCAUGCCUUCCGCGCUUUGCUACUAUGAGAACCUCCGCCAUGAAAACUUUGCCAAAUUCACCAUGAGCCCCGAAAAUCAUAUGAAAGUUCCCUUCGGAUACAGUUCAUUCUUCUGGGACACCGAACCGUCCUCGAAGGUUGCGGUGGAGAGGACCGGAAAAUUGGUUUUCUAUAGAGAACAUGACGAUGGCGGUCAUUUCGCUGCUCUUGAGAAUCCCGUGGAUAUUGCCCGGGAUCUGCGCGACCUGGCUAAGCUGGAAUGGAAGUUUGAGAUGUAA
Penicillium brevicompactum is the source of this 1164-nucleotide messenger RNA. RefSeq names its product epoxide hydrolase family protein. Gene Ontology annotation, molecular function: epoxide hydrolase activity. The transcript has 4 exons. Lineage: Eukaryota; Fungi; Ascomycota; Eurotiomycetes; Eurotiales; Aspergillaceae. Bases 1 to 1164 code for a protein of 387 amino acids. The record is from RefSeq and is a predicted model, not a curated record. Gene Ontology annotation, biological process: epoxide metabolic process.